UCUGCUAUCUCCGGCUAACUUGACGCAGCGGGGGAGUCCAAUGGAAGCCUUCGUCGCGUCGGAGGAAACAAUCGAGUGCGAUUUAGCUUGAAAAUAGGAGUCGAUUUCGUUGGAUGGGGUUAUAAACUGCGUCUUUUCUCAACCGUGUGGGUCUGCGGUGCUCUCCGUUGUGUUUCAACCCCGCUGAUUUGCCGUUAACGGCGUCUGCUCGGCCUUGUUUAUACUGUGCAGGGCAGCUUGAAUCAGGGAAGCAGGCCCGGUCCUGUGCGAGUUUAACGGCCGUUUCGGGUCUGGAGUGUGUUUUAUGCGGAUCAGCCCUUUAGCUCACCAAAGAAUAUGACCCAGAUGCAACAAUGACAUCCAGAUUCGGUAAAACCUAUAGCCGCAAGGGAGGAGAGGGCACGUCCAAGUUUGAUGAGGUUCUGUCCACCAAGAGAGGCACCCUUAGUACCAAAUGGGGUGACACCACCUACAAGGCCAAGGUGGGCUCCAAGCGCAUAGGCGCUCCCAAGAACAACUCUGUCCUGGAGGUUUACAAGAGGCCCCGUCCAACAGGGGAUGGCAUGGAGGAUCCGUUUGGAUUCGACAGCGAUGAGGAAUCCAAGCCGGUGUCAUCUCGCAGUGGCAACAAGUCGUCGCCCUCCAAGCCAGCCUCAGCAGAGCCUCCCCAAGCGGAAAGGCCGGGCAUUUCUCUGGACACAGGAAGCAGGUCCAGCCUCCAGAGAGGAUCCCAUGCUUCGGCGUCAUGGCUGGCCAAUGACAGGAACCAGCCCGUGGUGAUGGAGGACACAGCUCAGUUCUUCAACACCAGCAGCGCCAGCAUAGGAAAGCCCCAGCAGAGUUCCUUGUCAGAGAACCUGCACAGCUACUUGUGGUACCAAAACGCUUCUGAGAGUGAUAAGAAGCCCCUGGCCCAGACCACCACCCUCAAGACAGGGUCCAAGGCAGAGUCCAAUUACGACUCCUGGGAUGCCAUCAUGGGUCUCCGUCCGCCCUCGCCCAGCCAAGAACCCUGCAACUCUGCCCCCACGCUCUCUUGGGCUACAGCGGGCGUCACUGUGGGCAGCUGUGACCUGGGGCAGACCCAGCAUGAGAAGCCCCCCUCUCCUCCACAGCUCCAAAGCCCCAGCGUCAGCGAGGACCUCGGGGUCGACUCGGACUUCCUUGUCGAGACGUCGGGCUUCUCCCAGACGUCCUCCUCCUCCUCCUCAUCACUUAUAAGAAACUCUAACUGUCGGACAUACAGGAGGCCUAACAAACAGGGCUCUGGCAAAGCCUUGGACUCCAGCGGCUUUGCCAGCACUGUUUCUGGCACAGAUCUUGACGGCAGUAAUAAGACGACAGGUGGAGGGGGUCGGGGCAGGACGAGGGACUACACAGUGCUGCACCCCUCUUCCAUGUCGAUGUGCAACGUCACCAUCCAGGGCCGAGGUGUGGAGGAGUUUAGCACUGAUGCAGCACCUUCUAGUGGUAGCAGCAGUGCCGGGUCUGGUAGUACGACAGAGCUGGGAGAUGCGGGAUGGCAGCGGAAGAAGACGGAACUACAAAUCACCAGGUUGAGGCAGACCCAGACCAAGUCAAAGAAGGACAGUAAGCUGCACCUGUUUGGUUUCGACGAUACAGAAACUCAUCAAGAGGACAACAACACAGACAACACAGAUGGCGGAUCCAGUUACAAGAUCAAAUACUUCGGCUUUGAUGACAUGAGCGACAGCGAUGGCGCAGACGAUGCCGACGACGACGGUUCUAAAGAGAGGAGGAGGGCCAAGAAGGCUGCCGUCAACAAGGGAACCCCGCUGGUUACUGUGGAAGAAACACCGGCCGACGACCCGCCGGAUCCCUUCGAGAGGCUGGAGAGUCCGGUGAGCCAACCGAGACCGACGGCCAAGGAGAACAAGAAAAACUCUGAGAGGCAGGAAAGCAGGAUACGAGCAGACGUCCUGGACUUCUCAGAGGACGGCCUCAAAGUGUUGGCCAGGGCUCCCAGGAGGCCCCCUCUGGGCAAACCGGCUGAGAAGAACCCAGACUCCUUCCGGAGGAUCUUCAGCGCACAAAAGAAGUCUCCCACCAAAGCUGUGUACAACGCCAGACACUGGACGUUGGAGAGUGAAGAGGAGCCCCCUCCAUCUUUCUUCUCACGAUCACAGACCUCUCCUGCGCCAGUCUCCGCAGCAGGAGGAUCCAGUAAGGAGCCCUCCGAUGCUCAGAAGGACGACAGUGUUUUUAAGGCUCCUCCCCCUCCUCCCAAGGUCACCAAGUGUGUCACCCUCCCCACAGAUCUCUACCAGGACGCUGUCACCGCACUCAAAUGCCGCAAAGAGCACAAGGAGCUGUAUACAGUCGUCCAGCAUGUGAAGCACUUCAAUGACGUGGUGGAGUUUGGAGAGAACCAGGAGUUUACUGAUGACUUUGAGUAUCUGGCUACUGGUCUGAAGACUGGACAACCUCUCAACACACGCUGCCUUAGUGUGAUCAGCCUGGCUACACGGUGUGCCAUGCCCAGCUUCAGGAUGCACCUUAGGGCCAGAGGGAAGGUGGCUCAAGUCUUUAAAACACUCAAUGACGCCCCACAACACCCGAAUCUGGCGCUGUGUACGGCAUCUCUGAUGUACAUCCUUAGUAGAGACCGGUUGAACAUGGAUCUGGACCGGUCAUGUCUGGACCUGAUGAUCCGGCUGCUGGAGCUGGACCUGGACCAGGACCAGGGGGGCGGGGGUGUGGCUGUGGCAGACUCCACCACUCAGUUCAGCGCCAGAGAAAUUGCCAAGAUGAAGGAGAAGAUCAGGAAGCUCUGCGACACGGUGCACAACAAGCACCUGGACCUACAGAACAUAACGACGGGUCAUUUAGCCAUGGAGACGUUACUGUCUCUGACUUCAAAGCGAGCGGGAGACUGGUUCAAAGAGGAACUACGGCUACUGGGAGGACUGGACCACAUAGUAGAUAAAGUGAAGGAGUGUGUUAAUAACUUAAACCAGGAAGAUGAUAAGGAGAAGCUGGUGUCGUCUCUGUGGGGAGCUGAGAGGUGUUUACGGGUGUUGGAGAGUGUGACAGUCCACAACCCAGAGAACCAGAGCUACUUGAUCGCCUACAAAGACUCAUCACUCAUCAUCUCCUCUGCAAAGGCGUUGAGGAGGUGUGAGGAGAUGAUCCAGCGUUACAGCAGGGAGCUGAACUCGGACAGAGCCGUGGUGGGGAAAGCAGUGGAGGACUGUAUGAGGGCCAUUAUAGGAGUCCUGCUCAACCUGACGCAUGACAACGAGUGGGGCAGUACGAAGACAGGAGAACAGGAGGAUUUAAUAGUGACGGCUCUGAACUGUGUUCUCAAAGUUCCUCAGUAUCUUCCACAAGAGCAGAGGUUCGACAUCCGAGUACUGGGUCUGGGCCUGCUGAUCAACCUGGUGGAGUACAGUGCCCGGAACAAGUACUGUCUGAUGGAGAUGGAGAUGGAGGGAGGUCAGGGUCCCUGCAACUCCACCGUCUUGCUGAACCCUCAGCACCAGGACGUCACCAGCGCUGGCCCACUGAGCGCCAUCGCUGCACUUGUACAGCUGUUCCUCCAGCGGGAGCGGGCCGCCAUCCUUGCUGAGGCGCAGACAGAUGACCUCAUCAAGGAAGCGCCGAAGCCUGCGUUGGACCAGAGCGGGGAGUGGCAGGAGACCGGUGGGGAGAUCCAGUGGGUUGCCAACGACAACAACGACGACUCCGACAGACAGGAUGAUGACAAGAAGAAGGCGAAGGAGGAGGAGGACGAGGAGCUGGACCUCAACAAAGCUCUGCAGCAUGCAGGGAAGCACAUGGAGGACAGCAUCGUGGCCUCCUACACAGCACUGCUGCUGGGCUGCCUGUGUCAGGGGAGCUCGUUGAAUGUGACUACUGUGAGGGAGAACCUGCCUAAAGGAGAUUUCUCCAUCAUGACAGAAAUGCUGAAAAAGUUCCUCAACUUCAUGAACCUCACUUGUGACGUCGGCACCACAGGACAGAAGUCCAUCUCCCGGAUCAUCGACUAUCUGGAGCACUGCUAGAAAGAAGCCUGUCACACACACACACACACACACACAUACCACAAUCAUCCUUCAUCACCACCAUCAUCACCUCAGAUUAAGUUCACUGCUGGAAACAGGCGUGUUUCUUCUAAUACACACAUCCUCAUCCUCACCUUCCUCUCCGUGUUGUGACCAGACGUCCUCCUCAUCCUCCAGUUAAAGGAACUUUCCACUUUUAUGGUUUCAGCAGGAAACUCCAACAUGAGAACUGAGUGUGUGUGUGUUUUUUUCUCUAAAUUGACUUCAGAUGAACUUCGCUUUAUUAUGACUUAAUGAGGUAUGGCACACACCCCCAGCUGUGAUCAGAUUUUAUUUUACUUUUAUCGAAGAUACAAUCCAAGUCAGUAUUUUUUCCCCCACCCUUCCUCUAUUUAUAGAAGUUGCUCAGAACGAUGUUUUUGUUUGUUUUUCAGUUUUUGCUUUUGAUACAUUUCCUUUCAAAGUUUCCUCACAGUUCAGCUCUCCUCUCUCCUCUCACCUCUCACCUCUCGUGAAAACGCCCCGCCUUCUUAUCGAUGGGUGACAGAUUGGACUAGAGCGGCCAUCUUCUCCAGCCUGUCAUCAAAGCCUUGCACCCCUCAGCUCUGCCUCUGGAGCUGAUAAUCGCCAAAACAACUCAAGUGGUUAAAAAAAACAACUACUGACCAAAAUAAUUGCUUUACACACUGUGUUCUUCUUCUUUUUUUUUUUUUUUUGCUGCUUUGACCUCUCGACUCUGUCGGAAGGAGGUGGUCUGAGGCAGAGAAAUCAAAAGUAUUGAUCUUUUCUGGCCGAAGAGCACAGACACGACAGAGUUCAGACCCUAAAUUGGAGGCUUUUGUGACGUUAAGGUGGUAUUUUAAUGUGGGACUACCUGUAAAUGUUUGCAUGAGUUCUGUUUUUAGGUGUUUUUCAUCUGUAUAUAAGCAGACAUUUUCUCUCUUUGGAAGUAAGAGCUUUUAUUCCCUCUUCAACCUCGGCAGCAAACUAGCUGAUUUUAAAUCGGUCGUUCUUCUCGUGCUGUUAUCGAAACGAGUGCUUCUCCCAGCAUGCCGAGCCCACUCUCGUCAGUCAGCACCCAACAACACACCUGAGACUAAAACAGAACGACUCUCAAGGUUGUUAAAACUUUGAACGACUCCCCACCCCCCAAAAGUAGAAACUUUUUCCUUUCAAAGAAUCGAUCGCCCUCUCACCCGACAUCAAAGCUUUGUGUCUCGGCGGGACCUGAGCCCUUCAGACGAGAACCUGUCCUCCUUCAGGUCUUUUCAAUUACCGCCCGCGUGUGUUCUUGCCGCUCUGAGAAGAGCCUUCAAUUACAGCACAAAGGCAGCCGUAGCGCCCCGGUCUGAGAGGUGAAGACGAGCUGCUUUUCUUUGGUUUGAACCGAACCACCAGCGGAGAGGCUUUCAAACAUCAAGUUGAUACUUUUUUCUUCCUGUUCGGUUGUUUUUAGAUGGAAAGACUUCAAAGGAGUUUUUCUGUGAAGUGCUGUAUUUUACAUUUCCCUCGGCCUGCGUUGUCACUCCCAGAAUUUCAGCAACCCCAAGAGGAGAGCGCAGGUGUCCGAAAUUUGUGAAUUGUAAAAAUUAGACUGUUUCCUUUGGGGGGGAUUUGUCCCUGCAUGAUGAUCGUUGAUCAGUCCAAAAUGCCAUCUCAAAGCAUUUCCUUUUCUUGAUCAGUGCGAAUAUGAAAAAACGUCUGGGUUGCCACAUUGUGAGAAAUCUCUUUGGCUGGUGUUUAUCCUCCUCCAGUAUUACACUUGUACACACUCAGAAAUGUUAAUAGGUUAUUAAUAAAAGGUUGUUACCAUAAUGCAGCUGCAACUAGAUGAAAAGACAAAGUAAAACUUGAUUUUAUUAAAGGGGGUGCCCUUAGUUGGUUUUCUAAAGAGGGACAUUUAGUUUCUAAUAUGGGUCAAAUGCCAAAACCACUGGAUCCUACGUGUCCCAUAAUGCAACUGGAUAGCGCCUUUCAUUAGUCAAGGAUGUAAAAGAGAUGUCGAAUUCCUGCUUGAAAAUGACUUGAAAAACUUUUUUUUUUUUAACAAGAAAAACUUUCAAAAUAAUCCUUGGCACUUAAGUUAACGAUUCGAUGGUUGACUUUCCAAACAGAGAACAAAAAGGACAAAAUUAAACGUGAUGAUCUGGUUUUGACGCUUUUCCAAAAAACAAAGUUACAUUUUUUUAAUUAUUCUCACCUGACACCUUCUUCUGAGCAAAAUCACAUUUUAAAGCUUUUCGUUCGAAUUAAUAACUUGGUUCUUUAACUUCUCCAAAGUGUACAAACAUGUAGGCGUCUCUUUGUUCCCCCAGAAAGUUCCGUAGUUUGUAUUUCCUUUGGUAAUCCCGGGUGGGACAGAGAUGUUUGAUUUGGAAAAUUAACAAAUAAUUUUGUGGGAUGUUGUUUUUUUAUUUUUUUUAUUUCAUUGGUUGUAAAAGUUAAAAGCACGUGUCAUCAAACAUGUUCAUCCCGUUAAUUGUCUGUUCCUCUGUAAUCAUUACCACACUCACACACACACACACACACACACACACCCCUACACACAGUUUAACCCUCACACUCUUUUUUAUUUUUUUUUUAUUUUUUUUUUUAAAGUUUACAAGAGCUUUAUUCACAGACGUCUGGAAGAAUGAAUGGAAGAGCUUUUUGUACAUAGUUCUUGUACAUAGAUUGAUUUCCUCGUGUAGGAGGAGAGGCUGAUGGGUAAUGGGGGGUGGGAUUGUCGUGGGGUGGGUGGGGGUUAAAUUUAAAUUUAGACCGGUAGACUCUACUUUUCUGAAUCUGACUCUAUUUUUCAUUUUCUAAAGCCUUUUCUCCCAGUCGUGUUGUUGUUUUGGACAGACAGAGAGCUUCUUAACAAGCCAACUGCAGGAAAACUUGAUCUUUGUACCAAUUUGCAGACUGAUGUCUUUGGUUACCUGUACAUAAUUUUAAAGUAAUAAAAAUUGCUACUUUCAGUA
Molecule: messenger RNA, 6988 nt
Organism: Siniperca chuatsi (mandarin fish)
Lineage: Eukaryota; Metazoa; Chordata; Actinopteri; Centrarchiformes; Sinipercidae
Gene: waplb
Product: WAPL cohesin release factor b
Exons: 20
Coding region: 354-4025 (1223 amino acids)
Biological process (GO): regulation of chromosome condensation
Source: RefSeq, a predicted model, not a curated record